CGCCCAGCUCCCCGGCCUUCGGUCCCGCUGCGCCGCUCUGCUGACCGUCGCCCGCCGUCGCCAAAAUGUCUGCAAGUGUACCUGCAGGUUCAAGUGCUGCCUCUGGCAGCAACCGAAGACUUCAACAGACACAAAAUCAAGUAGAUGAGGUGGUGGACAUCAUGAGAGUCAAUGUGGACAAGGUGUUGGAAAGAGAUCAGAAGCUCUCGGAGUUAGACGAUCGUGCAGACGCACUGCAGGCAGGAGCGUCCCAGUUUGAAACAAGUGCUGCCAAGUUGAAGAGAAAAUACUGGUGGAAGAAUUGCAAGAUGUGGGCGAUAGGGAUUGUCGUUGUGGUCAUCAUCAUCAUCAUCAUCAUCGUGUGGAAUGUUUCCCCGUGAAGAACCAGUGCAGCCCCAGCCUGCCGUUCAAGAAAGCUCUUCAAGACAUUUGACUUAGAACCUGCUAUAUUCUCGAGCUCGCCUACUGUUCUGUCUAAACUGAUUAUUUUCUGUUUGUUACCGUAAAGUUUAAUUUCUAGGCAACGUGCCUUUGUAUUGUCAUAAGCACUCCAAACUUGAAGUGCAGCCGCCCGGCCCACACCUGGCCCGGCGCCUUCACAGAUUGCCAUGCGGCUGACGAAGAGGAUCUCUUAACUUCCCGAGUGUUAUCACCUCGAAGUCAUGUUGUCUUGAUGCAUUGGUGUUAAUUCCAGUUAAGGGAAUUUGUUCCAAGUUAGCUAUCCUUGCCGUCUGACAUCUUCAGAACCACAUUCUAAACUUUUAGGUAAUCAGAUUUCCAGUUUGUGCCUUCCAGAAAGAACACUACUGCCUAACGCAGAUCUGUAACCAUAACGGGUUGUGCCUUAUUUUGCUCUUUAAAGAUUCCCUAGAAGAGAACUCUCUACUGUUGAUAAGCACUACUGACUCUUGCGCUGUAUUUAAAAUAAGAUGUGGAUAAAGAGUUUUGGCUCUUACAUUAGAUAUGAAGAUGUUUACCUUCUUGUUACUGUUUUUGUAUCACUUGCUAAAAAAUAUUAUUUUAAUCAGACAUAAUAGUCUCUUUAAAACAUUUUUAUAGAACUAUGGCUAUGACCAAAGUUUCUAUUUUGCCAAAAAGUUGAAUGCCCUUAAGUCUGUUCCCAACAGAUAAAUUCAAAAAAGUGACAAAUGGAACUUAAGGUGCCCUUCAGAAUUAAAAUUAUAAUCUUGUCUGUGAACCCUCUACAUCCUAACAGGCCUUUCUUGCCUUUGGAGUGCUGUGGGUGGUGCAGCUCCCCCUCUGAUUCAGCAUUUCUCCCACGGGUGAGGGAAGGUUUAAGCUAGACUCUGACCAUCUCAUCCCUGGAGACUGAGUUCUACCUGGCAGUUCACAAAAUGUCAGCUGUGGACUCCAGUAGGUCUCUAAUAAUUAUGUGAGCAACAAUUCUGCAGCCUUCAAGUGAGACCAUCUGUGAACUGGUCCUUAACUGGCCCAUUCCCCAUAGACGAUAGUCUUUGGGAGUUUGUUUCCUAUUUUUAUUCAUAUUCCACUUCCUAAAUCUGUCUUCUAAAUUAUGCUUUCAAUUGGGCAUUGG
This is a messenger RNA of Odobenus rosmarus divergens (Pacific walrus), 1555 nucleotides long. It is a transcript of the gene VAMP3, whose product is annotated as vesicle-associated membrane protein 3. Gene Ontology annotation, biological process: vesicle-mediated transport; SNARE complex assembly; vesicle fusion. The coding region runs from base 66 to 380 and encodes 104 amino acids. Gene Ontology annotation, cellular component: plasma membrane; SNARE complex. Lineage: Eukaryota; Metazoa; Chordata; Mammalia; Carnivora; Odobenidae. The record is from RefSeq and is a predicted model, not a curated record. Gene Ontology annotation, molecular function: syntaxin-1 binding; SNAP receptor activity. The transcript is spliced from 5 exons.